Molecule: messenger RNA, 1212 nt
Organism: Metarhizium brunneum ARSEF 3297
Lineage: Eukaryota; Fungi; Ascomycota; Sordariomycetes; Hypocreales; Clavicipitaceae
Cellular component (GO): periplasmic space
Molecular function (GO): lyase activity
Source: RefSeq, a predicted model, not a curated record
AUGAUUCUUGGCGUAUUUUUAGCUAUUCUGGCCCUCUCCGUUGGCCUGAACGGACAUGUUAUCCAGCAACAUGCAUCCGACUCCACUGAAGUUAAUCUAGAUUCGAGAGCACCGGGCAUGAAAUUUGUUCAUCCUGGUGUAUUCGUCGACAGAACCCAGCUACGGCGCAUGAGGUCAAUGGUCAAAGAUGGUCAGCAGCCAUGGUCGAAUGCCUACACAGCCAUGAUGAAGCAUCCGUACGCCCGAGUCACGGACCCAAAACCGCGGGAAAACGUCGAAUGCGGUGCUUAUUCCAAGCCGGAUAAUGGGUGUACCGAUGAGCGGCGUGACGCCAUGGCAGCCUACACUAAUGCUUUAGCGUGGUUUACGAAAAAGGACCAGGCCAAGGCUGAUGUCGCGAUUUCUAUUAUGAAUGCCUGGGCUAAUACGAUCCAGGAGCAUACGGGGGCAAAUGCGCCCCUUCAAGCUGCCUGGGCUGCCUCACUUUGGGCUCGAGCCGGGGAAAUCAUUCGAUAUUCGGGAGCAGGGUGGGAAGAGGAAGAUAUUGCUACUUUUUCAACCAUGCUUAAAAAGGUGUACCUCCCUAUUGUCCAGAAUGGAUCCGACAAACCGAACAACUGGGAACUCAUCCUCAUGGAAGCUAGCAUCUCUAUUGCGGUUUUCAUCCACAACAGGGCUGUGUAUAAGUCGUCUUUGGAACGCUUCAUCAACUCGGCAAGCUACUACGUCUAUCUAAAGAGCGAUGGCUCUGUGCCACUCUUACCACCAGGAAUGUCUCGAGAGACACUGCUAAAACGCUGGUGGUGGGGUCAAGGCACGUUCCAGGAAGACGGAAUGGUCAUGGAGACGUGUCGAGACCUCAUGCACAGUAGCUAUGGCAUUGCUUCCAUCAGCCAUGUUAUCGAGACUGUGCGAAUCCAGGGAAGAGACUUGUACUCUGAGGAUACUGGCAAUCGCUUGCGAUAUGCACUUGAAUUCCUUGCAAAGUAUGACAAUAAAAGGGGUACUGAGCAAGCACCCGACUGGCUUUGUAAUGGUAAUGUUACCAAGAACAUCAAGGACAUGACGGAACCCGGCUAUAGCAUCCUCAGUGAAAAAUAUGAAAUGCCGAAUACAAAGCAGUUUACGGCAGCUGCGCGGCCCGCGCACGCAGAUUCUUUAUUUAUAGCGUGGGAGACAUUAACGCAUGCGACGGGGGAAGUAGAUCUCUGA